This is a messenger RNA of Cladocopium goreaui, 4121 nucleotides long. The record is from the annotation of a GenBank genome assembly. Lineage: Eukaryota; Dinophyceae; Suessiales; Symbiodiniaceae.
GAGGCAUUCAUCCAUGUAGAUACCAGCAUGAAGAUUCGUAAAGCCAUGUUGAGGAGGGCUACUCCUCUGAGAGGGCCAUACAGGACAGGAGACUUGGUUUGCUUUUCUAGGCGAGGAAAGUGGUAUGGACCUGCGCGCGUUUUGGCGCCAGAAGGCAAGUCUUCACUAUGGUUGGUUCACUCAGGAGUCACAGUUUUGGUUUCUGAAACAGCUUGUAGGCCAGCAUCAGGUGAGGAGGUCAUGAAGAAGCAUGCGCUUGAGAUGAGACCGUCUCGGAAGCGCAGACGUGAACUUUUGAGUGACAGCAUGGAGGAGGAAGAUUAUCUUCCCUUCACAGAGGAUGGACAGCAGGCAAGAUCCUUGAGAGCAAGAAUUGAGGUACAAACACCGUUUGUGGAUGUGAAUCAGAAUCCACCAUUGGCACAACUGCCAAAUGCAGCGCCAGGAAUGGCUGCUAUCCCUGGCAAUGUAUCUGAACCAUACUCACCGACUGAAGCUAUCGAUACUCCCAGACUGGAACCUGACGCAGAGAUGCCAACUGAGGCACCUGCAGUGGCAACGGACUCAGAGAUGCCUGAUGAUGCACCUGGUCCAACGCCACCACCAGGCCUAGAGGAGAUAGCAGAUCAGCCGAGCACGAGUGUUAUGAGCGGCCAGCCGGAGAGUGAAGUGACCCCGGUGAUGUCACAACAGACAUCAGAAGUGACUUCAGAGGAGGAGACCAUUCAGCCAGAUAGGCCAGAAGCGACGACGACACAACUUACCCAAGCUCUUAGGCAAGGAGCAGAUCGCUUAGAUGGUGUUCCUCGUGCACGUUUGACUGGCCAAGAUGGCAGCAUGAAUUCACAUGAGAUCAACUAUGUCCAAGACAAGGUAGAUCGAUUUUUGGCGUUUGCAGCGACCAGGCAGCAUAGCAAGGUCAAGAAGUAUCAGAAAAAGGCAAAGAAGGCAGGAGCAGGCAGAGAGUUGGUUUAUGAGAAAGAGAGUGAAGAAAUGAAACAGAAACUGACAGAAACAAGACGCAAGGAGUGGGCAAAUUGGACAAAGUAUUCUGAUGGAGUUUGGAUAGAUGAAAAGCAAUUGAAAGAAUUACAGUCCAAGCAGCCAAGCCUAAAAGUCAUCCCAACUCGUUGGGUUGAAGUGGACAAGUCAGAAGUUGGACAGAAGGAACAGUUGAAAUCUAGACUUGUUGUGCGAGGAGAUUUGGAAGAUAGCUCUAGGAUGAGAACUGAUAGUCCAACAUGUUCCUUGACUGCUACAUCUUUGGCAUUGGCACUUGCCGCCUGUCGGGACACCGACCUGUGGGGCGGAGACAUUUCAGCGGCAUUUCUUCAAGGAUCCAAACUGAAUCGGAUAUUGGUUUUAGCUCAACCCAAGUCAGGCAUUCCAGACGUUGAACCUGGAAUGUAUUUUCUUGUCAGCUCCACAGUGUAUGGCACGAAGGAUGCUCCACGAGGGUGGUUCAAGAACCUCUAUCAGACCAUGUUGCAGUUUGGUUUUCGUCCUAUGCCACAUGAGGCUGCAGCUUGUGUUUUGAAUGGUUCGGAUGGCAGAUUGGAAGGCAUAGCAAUAGUGCAUGUAGAUGAUUUGCUUUGGACUGGAGGACCAGUCAUAGAGAAGACCAUGGAAUCAGUUUGCCAGCACUAUCGUUUUGGAAAGAUUGAGAAGAACCAUUUCAAGUAUUGCGGCCGGGAGAUCAGCAAGGAUGAAAAGGGAAUUCAUGUCACAUGUCCUCAUCUUGUAGAUCGUGUUCGUCCAGUUUAUUUGACUGCAGAUCAGCGUAAGGAUAAGGAUGGAAAGGUGACAGAAGAGGUUCGAGGUCAACUACGUAGCGUCAUUGGUUCACUUGCAUGGUUGGUUAGAGUUUGUCGUCCUGAUUUAGCAUAUGCCAUUAGCAAGAUGCAAGCGGAUGUGCACCAAGCUACAUACAAGGACGUUGUCUUUGCCAACGGCAUUCUCAAUCUGGCUCGGAAGUCAAAACAUGUUGGCGUAACAUACCCACUCAAAGCCUUCAAGUUUGAGGAAGCCAUGAUUGUAGGAGUCAGCGAUGCGAGUUUCUCAAACGAUUUUGACGUCAGUGAAUCUGGAGAAAAGAUGGGUUUUCGAUCGCAAAGCGGAAGAAUUAUUUGUCUUGGUCAUCAAUCAUUUCAACAUGAUCACAAGGGUCAGCUGAUGCUCAUGGAAUGGCAUAGCACAACUAUCAAACGUGUUUGUCGCAGCACUUUGCAAGCAGAAACCAUCAGCUUGUUACAUUGCGCUGAGUUGACUGAACACCUCAGGAUUGUCUUUCAUGGAUUAUGGCACAAACAUGACCAACGUGAUCGCAAAUGGUUGGUAACUGCACAAGACAUGAUUCCUGCUAACUGGUACACUGAUUGCAAGAGUCUUGAACAACAUGUCAAUCAAGCUGGAACUCACGUGGUGACAGACAAGAGACUGGCAAUUGAUUUGUGUGGUUUGAGGCAGCAAGUGUGGCGCCAGGGAGGCGAAGAAGUAGGAGAUCCACUUCUUACCGAUUUUCUUCCAGAGAAUCGCACCACGAAACUGACAUGGAUACCAACUGAGAAAAUGCCUGCCGAUUGUCUAACAAAGGCUAUGAAGCCUGGAGCGCUAUCUUUGAUCAUGAAUGGCCAAGAGAAUGAUUUCACUUCAAUAAAAGAACAUGGGUGUGAAACAUCAGAUGGAAACGAGCAUGGAAACGGUAUGAAGACUCAAUCAUUCCUUGUGCCAACAUGACCAUCCAUUCUGACCACGCACUGCCGUGGCUCAAGCUACGCAUUUCGAUGUCUAGCGGGAAAAUAACAGCUGAGCGGUUGUGUUGCAACGUAAGUCUUUGGCUGCCAAGUUUUUCAGAGAAACAUUGGAAACUGUGCCUGGAAUGCUUCAACAGCCGUGCAACUGGCACUUUGUACAGGAGAACGCAGGGAUCGAGCCUCACUGGCUUGGAAAGUAGUUGGGCAAAUCAAAGAGCGCGUUGUUUUACCUGAAGUCAGAAACUGGCAUGGCAAAGGAAGCUGUUGCGGGAAACUGACGCAAUGUUGUCAGAAAGCCAGCUGGCAAUGCUUCGAAAGGAGUUGUCGGUUCCUAUUAGCUGCAACAUCUCUUCUUCACAACGAUGGAUUGAUUUUGCUUUCCUUGGAUGUGCAUGUUGUGCAGAAGGUCAUGUGUGCAGGCACACACAGGGACUGGAGAGCGUGCAGGACGCUUUCAAACAACCGCAAGCAAGCAGGUAGAUUGAUGCUUAGAAGUUGGUUCCAGCAAGCUUGACUUGGAAACAUUGGAAACAUUGGAAACUGUGCCUGGAGUGCUUCAACAGCUGUGCAACUGGCACUUUGUACAAGAGAACGCAGGGAUCGAGCCUCACGGGCUUGGAAAGUAGUUGGGCAAAUCAAAGAGCGCGUUGUUUUACCUGAAGUCAGAAACUGGCAUGGCAAAGGAAGCUGUUGCGGGAAACUGACGCAAUGUUGUCAGAAAGCCAGCUGGCAAUGCUUCGAAAGGAGGCGUUGGUUGCCAUUGGCUGCAACAUCUCAUCACAAUAAUUGAUCGAUGUUGCUUUCCUUGGAUGUGCAUGUUGUGCACAAGGUCACGUGGGCAGGCAUACACAGGGACUGGAGAGCGUGCAGGACGCUUUCAAACAACCGCAAGAAAGCAGGUAGAUUGAUGCUUAGAAAUUGGUUCCAGCAAGCUUGACUUGGAAACAUUGGACACAUUGGAAACUGUGCCUUUCACAUCAUGGACAUUUUUACCACGGACGCAAAAUGGUCGUAAACCAAGUAGUUGGGCAAAUCAAAGAGCGCGUUGUUUUACCUGAAGUCAGACACUGGCAUGGCAAAGGAAGCUGUUGCGGGAAACUGACGCAAUGUUGUCAGAAAGCCAGCUGGCAAUGCUUCGAAAGGAGGCGUUGGUUGCCAUUGGCUGCAACAUCUCAUCACAAUAAUUGAUCGAUGUGUUGCUUUCCUUGGAUGUGCAUGUUGUGCAGAAGGUCAUGUGGGCAGGCAUACACAAUGACUGGUGCCACUUCGGUCCUGAUGUUUGCAGUCUGUUUGAGUCCAAAAACUACAGGCGCGCAUGACUUGUUUCUAAAAGGCUAAUGCCAAAGAGCAUUUGCCCAAACUCAUCAC